UGUUGGUGUAGCUUCGCAAUCACCCGACCAGUUGGUUAUACCUGUUCCCCCAAGUCCGCCCCUUCGGACCGUAUAUCGAAGUAAGCAGUUCUCCAGGCGCAUUCCUCCAGCAUCAUAAGGUUCACCUCCGGAUCGAGCUUCUGGAAAUCGUCCGUCCGAGGCUUAUCGUCCGCAUUGAGCUAAAACUGAUCCCCACUCUUUCUUUCUCUAGGCCUUUCCCGCGUCUUUCCUACCCCUCGAAUCUCAUCCCGACUUUCACCAACUUAGCUCUGCCUUGCUCAGCCCCAGUCCCAACCCUUGGCCUGUCUGCAUCCUCCAUCACCCUGUUGCUGGUCGAUCGCGUCUUUCUCACAGCGCCAAUUCUCCACUCAAGUGUCACCCCCUCAUUGCCUCGCGCGCCUGCCCCCCCGGCUCGCAACCAUGUCCGACCAGUCCAACCACUAUGAAGAGCCAGUCAACGGGCUCCGGCCCUUGUCCAACGCAGACUCGUUUUCGCUGCCCGCCACCGCGCGCGAGUUUUCCAACCAUUCGGAGCGGGUAGAGGCUGCUCGGGCCAAUGGCCUUCCUCUGGAAGAUGCCGACAUCGAUGAGGAUGACGAGGAAGAGGGGGAAGAGGAGGUCGAUGGAGAGUAUGUCGCAGUGGAUCACGACGAUAUCAACGAAUAUCCCUACUGGUUUCGCCGCCCGCCGAUGCACCAGCGGACCAAGUUGGACGAACUGCACCCCUUUGUGCAGGUUCUGACUGAAUCCAAUGUCGAGGACUGUGUCCAGGUCGAAGCGGCCUUUCCUCAGCACGAGCGCUGUACGAGCGAGAAGUUCCGCUACCGUUUAAGCCGGUGUCCCGAACUCUGUCUCGGUCUCUUCACUCUCCCCAUCCUUCGCGAGGGUGAACCCAAGCCUCGCCCCACCCUGGUCGGACAUGUCAUCGCCACGAGAACCUCGAACCAGGUGGUGACGGACAAGUCGAUGCAACUCCCGCCCAACUGGCAGACCGAGCGCACGACCGUGGAGAACGGCGAGACCGUGGGUCACGAUGAGUACGGCAGCACAAUCGCUAUCCACUCGCUGGCCGUGUUGCCCGAGCACCAGGGCAAGACGGUGGGCAGCACUCUGAUGAAGUCGUAUAUCCAGCGCAUCAAGGACGCGCAGAUCGCCGAUCGCCUUGCCAUCAUUGCACACGGCCAUCUGAUCCCCUUCUAUGAAUCGUUCGGCUUUGAGAACCGCGGCCCUAGCAAGUGCCAAUUUGGUGGUGGUGGCUGGGUGGAUUUGGUGUUUGAUUUGACCAGGGAGUGAACCCGUGUUCAGGCGGGUUUCUCGUCGAUGAUGAUGAUCUAGUGGUGGACGGCCG
Molecule: messenger RNA, 1348 nt
Organism: Aspergillus saccharolyticus JOP 1030-1
Lineage: Eukaryota; Fungi; Ascomycota; Eurotiomycetes; Eurotiales; Aspergillaceae
Product: polyamine acetyltransferase
Exons: 3
Coding region: 421-1293 (290 amino acids)
Cellular component (GO): cytoplasm
Molecular function (GO): aralkylamine N-acetyltransferase activity
Source: RefSeq, a predicted model, not a curated record